GCACGAAUGAAAGUCAUUGUUACAGCCCUGUCUACCAGUUGUCUGACUUUCGGCAGAUCGUUUGACUUUUGUAAGACUCAGUUUCUACAUCUGAGAAGCGCAGUAAUUUCCAUCUCAAGAAAGAAAUAUAAGAGGAUUUAAUGAGGUAAUGACUGUAAUGGGCCUGACAUAUGUUAGGUGUGAAGUGACUGAUUAUUCCCCUCUCUGACAUGAUGGAGACACACAGCUGAGAGUGGUGGAAGAUUUUGAACUUUUGAUCUUCUAAAUAGAAAGAAACACCUGCUGAUGGUUGGAGAUGCAGCUGGAAGUAGGCUGGGUAAAAGACAAGGCCAAGGGUUUAGAUCUGGGAAUCAGACCAAUGAUAGUACCUUGUAUUCACGUUGCUCUCCAGAAGUUACCUGCUGCUUUCAUAUGUUUGUCAGAGGCAUGGAAAUGGGUGAGCUCUUUUACAGAAGAGAAUGCAGCGCCUGGCUCACUACCGGUUCUUUUCGGAAUGAUGGUUUGAAAGCUUCUGAUGUCCUUCCCAUCCUAAAGGAAAAAGUGGCCUUCGUUUCUGGGGGCCGUGAUAAACGAGGUGGACCCAUCCUGACCUUCCCUGCUCGCAGCAAUCAUGACAGAAUAAGACAGGAAGACCUACGGAAACUUGUGACCUAUUUGGCCAGUGUGCCAAGUGAGGACGUGUGCAAACGUGGCUUCACCGUCAUCAUCGACAUGCGGGGCUCCAAGUGGGACCUCAUCAAGCCCCUCCUCAAGACGCUGCAGGAAGCUUUCCCAGCUGAGAUCCAUGUGGCCCUCAUCAUUAAACCCGACAACUUCUGGCAGAAGCAGAAGACCAACUUUGGCAGCUCCAAAUUCAUCUUUGAGACGAGCAUGGUGUCUGUGGAAGGCCUCACAAAGCUGGUGGACCCCUCCCAGCUGACUGAGGAGUUUGAUGGCUCCCUGGACUACAACCACGAGGAAUGGAUCGAGCUGCGGCUUUCCCUGGAGGAGUUCUUCAACAGUGCUGUGCACCUGCUCUCACGCCUGGAGGACCUGCAGGAGAUGCUGGCCAGGAAGGAGUUCCCUGUGGAUGUGGAGGGCUCUCGGCGGCUCAUCGAUGAGCACACGCAGCUCAAGAAGAAGGUGCUGAAGGCCCCCGUGGAGGAGCUGGACCGGGAGGGGCAGCGGCUACUGCAGUGCAUCCGCUGCAGCGAUGGCUUCUCAGGGCGCAAUUGCAUCCCUGGCAGCGCUGACUUCCAGAGCCUGGUGCCCAAGAUCACCAGCCUGCUGGACAAGCUGCACUCCACCCGGCAGCACCUGCACCAGAUGUGGCAUGUGCGCAAGCUCAAGCUGGAUCAGUGUUUCCAGCUGCGGCUUUUUGAGCAGGAUGCCGAGAAGAUGUUCGACUGGAUAAGCCACAACAAGGAAUUAUUCCUCCAGAGCCAUACAGAGAUCGGAGUCAGCUACCAGCACGCUCUAGACCUGCAGACACAGCACAAUCACUUCGCCAUGAACUCCAUGAAUGCCUAUGUCAACAUCAACCGCAUCAUGUCCGUGGCUUCUCGCCUCUCUGAGGCUGGUCAUUAUGCCUCACAGCAAAUCAAGCAGAUUUCCACACAGCUGGACCAGGAGUGGAAGAGCUUUGCAGCUGCCCUGGAUGAACGUAGCACCAUCCUUGCCAUGUCUGCAGUAUUCCACCAGAAGGCUGAGCAGUUCCUGUCGGGAGUGGACGCCUGGUGCAAGAUGUGCAGUGAAGGUGGCCUGCCAUCCGAGAUGCAGGACCUGGAGCUGGCAAUCCACCACCACCAGUCUUUGUAUGAGCAGGUGACUCAGGCCUACACUGAGGUCAGCCAGGAUGGCAAAGCCCUGCUGGACGUGCUUCAGCGUCCCCUGAGUCCUGGGAACUCUGAGUCCCUCACAGCCACAGCCAACUACUCCAAGGCAGUGCACCAGGUACUGGAUGUGGUACAUGAGGUGCUGCACCAUCAGCGGCGACUCGAGAGCAUCUGGCAGCACCGCAAGGUGCGGCUCCACCAGCGGCUGCAGCUCUGUGUUUUCCAGCAGGACGUCCAGCAGGUAUUAGACUGGAUUGAAAACCACGGUGAGGCCUUUCUCAGCAAACACACAGGGGUUGGAAAGUCCCUGCACCGAGCCCGAGCCCUGCAGAAGAGGCACGAUGACUUUGAGGAGGUUGCUCAGAAUACGUACACCAAUGCCGACAAGCUCCUAGAAGCAGCAGAACAGCUGGCGCAGACUGGGGAAUGUGACCCGGAGGAGAUCUACAAGGCAGCUCGACACCUGGAGGUGCGCAUCCAAGACUUCGUGCGCAGGGUGGAGCAGCGGAAGCUUCUCCUGGACAUGUCUGUUUCCUUCCACACACACACCAAAGAGUUGUGGACAUGGAUGGAAGACCUUCAGAAGGAGAUGCUGGAAGAUGUCUGUGCAGACUCAGUGGAUGCGGUCCAGGAACUGAUCAAGCAGUUCCAGCAGCAGCAGACUGCUACUCUGGAUGCCACCCUCAAUGUCAUCAAGGAAGGCGAAGACCUUAUCCAGCAGCUCAGGUCAGCGCCUCCCUCCCUGGGGGAGCCCAGCGAGGCCAGGGACUCAGCUGUGUCCAACAACAAGACACCCCACAGUAGCUCCAUCAGCCACAUCGAGUCGGUCCUGCAGCAGCUGGACGAUGCCCAGGUGCAGAUGGAAGAGCUCUUCCACGAGCGGAAGAUCAAGCUGGACAUCUUCCUGCAGCUGCGCAUCUUUGAGCAGUACACCAUUGAGGUGACAGCAGAGCUGGAUGCCUGGAACGAAGACUUGCUCCGGCAGAUGAACGACUUCAACACAGAGGAUCUGACCCUAGCAGAGCAGCGGCUCCAGCGCCAUACAGAACGGAAGCUAGCCAUGAACAACAUGACCUUCGAGGUCAUCCAGCAGGGCCAGGAUUUGCACCAGUACAUCAUGGAGGUCCAGGCCUCAGGAAUUGAGUUAAUCUGUGAGAAGGACAUUGAUCUGGCAGCCCAGGUGCAAGAGCUGCUGGAGUUUCUGCACGAGAAGCAGCACGAACUGGAGCUCAACGCAGAGCAGACUCAUAAGCGGCUGGAGCAGUGCCUCCAACUGCGGCACCUCCAGGCCGAGGUCAAACAGGUCCUGGGAUGGAUCCGCAAUGGGGAGUCAAUGCUCAACGCCAGCCUGGUCAAUGCCAGCUCUUUGUCUGAAGCAGAGCAGCUGCAGCGGGAGCACGAACAGUUCCAGCUAGCCAUCGAGUCCCUCUUUCAUGCCACUUCCUUGCAGAAGACGCACCAGAGUGCCCUGCAGGUGCAGCAGAAAGCUGAGGCACUGCUCCAGGCUGGCCACUACGAUGCAGACGCCAUCCGGGAAUGUGCCGAAAAGGUGGCCCUCCAUUGGCAGCAGCUCAUGCUGAAGAUGGAAGACCGGCUAAAACUGGUCAAUGCCUCUGUGGCCUUUUACAAAACUUCUGAACAGGUUUGUAGUGUCCUGGAGAGCUUAGAGCAAGAGUACCGGAGAGAUGAGGACUGGUGUGGUGGACGGGAUAAACUGGGGCCCGCAGCAGAGAUCGACCACGUCAUUCCUCUCAUCAGUAAACAUUUGGAACAAAAGGAGGCUUUUCUGAAGGCCUGCACCCUGGCGCGGCGGAACGCUGAGGUAUUUCUCAAGUACAUCCACAGGAACAACGUCAGCAUGCCGAGUGCUGCCAGCCAUACUCGGGGACCUGAGCAGCAAGUGAAAGCCAUCCUGAGUGAGCUCUUACAGAGGGAGAACCGCGUCCUGCACUUCUGGACCUUGAAGAAGCGGCGGUUAGACCAGUGCCAGCAAUACGUGGUGUUUGAGCGCAGUGCUAAGCAGGCACUUGACUGGAUCCAAGAAACAGGUGAAUAUUACCUCUCAACACAUACCUCCACCGGAGAGACCGCAGAGGAGACUCAGGAACUACUGAAAGAAUACGGGGAAUUCAGGGUGCCCGCCAAGCAAACAAAGGAGAAGGUGAAGCUUCUGAUUCAGCUGGCUGAUAGCUUUGUGGAAAAAGGCCACAUUCACGCCACAGAGAUCAGGAAAUGGGUGACCACGGUGGACAAGCACUACAGAGACUUCUCCUUGAGGAUGGGGAAGUACCAGUAUUCCCUGGAGAAAGCCCUAGGAGUCAACACAGAGGACAACAAGGACCUGGAGCUGGACAUCAUCCCAGCAAGCCUUUCGGAUCGUGAGGUCAAGCUGCGGGACGCCAACCACGAAGCCAAUGAAGAAAAGCGGAAGUCUGCCCGGAAGAAAGAAUUCAUUAUGGCUGAACUGCUCCAGACAGAGAAGGCUUAUGUAAGGGACUUACAUGAGUGCUUAGAGACCUACCUGUGGGAAAUGACCAGUGGUGUGGAGGAGAUCCCCCCUGGGAUCCUUAAUAAAGAACAUAUCAUCUUUGGCAACAUCCAGGAGAUCUACGAUUUUCAUAACAACAUCUUCCUCAAAGAGCUGGAGAAGUACGAGCAGCUGCCUGAGGACGUGGGACACUGCUUUGUUACCUGGGCAGAUAAAUUUCAGAUGUAUGUCACCUACUGUAAAAACAAGCCUGAUUCCAACCAGCUGAUUCUGGAGCACGCAGGCACCUUCUUUGAUGAGAUACAGCAGCGGCAUGGUCUGGCCAACUCCAUCUCUUCCUACCUAAUUAAGCCCGUCCAGAGGAUCACCAAGUACCAGCUGCUCCUGAAGGAACUUUUAACUUGCUGUGAAGAGGGGAAGGGGGAGCUCAAGGAUGGCCUGGAGGUGAUGCUCAGUGUCCCAAAGAAAGCCAAUGAUGCCAUGCAUGUCAGCAUGCUGGAAGGGUUCGACGAGAACCUGGAUGUGCAGGGGGAGCUGAUUCUCCAGGAUGCCUUUCAAGUGUGGGACCCGAAGUCACUGAUCCGGAAGGGGCGGGAGCGGCACCUGUUCCUCUUUGAGAUCUCCUUGGUUUUUAGCAAGGAGAUCAAAGAUUCUUCAGGACACACAAAAUAUGUUUACAAGAACAAGCUACUGACCUCAGAGCUGGGUGUGACCGAGCACGUAGAGGGGGAUCCCUGCAAAUUUGCCUUGUGGUCUGGGCGCACCCCAUCCUCAGACAAUAAAACCGUGCUGAAAGCCUCCAACAUAGAAACCAAGCAGGAGUGGAUCAAGAACAUACGUGAGGUGAUUCAAGAAAGGAUCAUUCACCUGAAAGGAGCUUUAAAGGAGCCAAUUCAGCUCCCCAAAACACCAGCCAAACUGAGGAACAAUAGUAAGAGGGAUGGAGUGGAGGAUGUUGACAGCCAGGGGGAUGGGAGCAGCCAGCCGGAUACCAUCUCCAUCGCCUCGAGGACCUCUCAGAACACAGUGGACAGUGACAAGCUCUCUGGUGGAUGUGAGUUGACCGUGGUCCUCCAGGACUUCAACGCUGGCCACAGCAGUGAGCUGACCAUCCAGGUGGGACAGACGGUGGAGCUGUUGGAGCGGCCGAGUGAGCGGCCGGGCUGGUGCCUGGUGCGCACCACGGAGCGGAGUCCCCCACAGGAGGGCCUGGUCCCCAGCAGUGCCCUGUGCAUCUCCCACUCCCGAAGCAGCGUGGAGAUGGACUGCUUCUUCCCACUGGUGAAAGAUGCAUACUCUCACUCCUCAAGUGAAAAUGGAGGCAAGUCCGAGUCAGUGGCCAACCUGCAGGCUCAGCCCUCCCUGAACUCCAUCCAUAGCUCGCCUGGCCCCAAGCGCUCCACCAACACCCUUAAGAAGUGGCUGACGAGUCCUGUGCGCCGGCUUAACAGUGGGAAAGCAGACGGAAACAUCAAGAAGCAGAAGAAAGUGCGUGAUGGUCGGAAGAGCUUUGACCUGGGAUCUCCCAAGCCUGGUGAUGAGACGACCCCUCAGGGAGACAGUGCUGAUGAGAAGAGCAAGAAAGGUUGGGGUGAAGAUGAGCCAGAUGAAGAAUCACACACCCCGCUCCCUCCACCUAUGAAGAUCUUUGACAAUGACCCGACACAGGAUGAGAUGAGCCUAGAAGGAGGCUCAUACCGGGGGAGCCUGAAAGACCCGGCAGGCUGCCUGAAUGAGGGGAUGGCCCCGCCCACACCUACCAGAAACCUGGAAGAAGAACAGAAAGCCAAGGCGCUGCGAGGCAGGAUGUUUGUCCUGAAUGAGCUGGUGCAGACUGAGAAAGACUACGUCAAAGAUCUGGGGAUUGUGGUGGAGGGCUUCAUGAAGAGAAUAGAAGAAAAGGGCGUCCCUGAGGACAUGCGAGGAAAGGACAAAAUUGUGUUUGGGAAUAUUCACCAGAUUUACGAUUGGCAUAAGGAUUUUUUCCUGGCUGAACUGGAAAAAUGUAUCCAGGAGCAAGACAAAUUGGCACAGCUCUUUAUUAAACAUGAGCGGAAGCUGCACAUCUACGUGUGGUACUGCCAGAACAAGCCGCGCUCGGAGUACAUCGUCGCUGAGUACGAUGCCUACUUUGAAGAGGUGAAACAGGAGAUAAAUCAAAGGCUAACGCUCAGUGACUUCCUCAUCAAGCCCAUUCAGAGAAUAACCAAGUAUCAGUUGCUCCUCAAGGACUUCCUGCGAUACAGCGAGAAGGCGGGCUUGGAGUGCUCAGAUAUCGAGAAAGCCGUGGAGUUAAUGUGCCUUGUUCCAAAACGCUGCAAUGAUAUGAUGAAUCUGGGACGCCUGCAGGGCUUUGAGGGCACCCUGACCGCUCAGGGGAAGCUGCUGCAGCAGGACACGUUCUAUGUGAUUGAGCUGGACGCAGGCAUGCAGUCCCGGACCAAGGAGAGGCGCGUGUUCCUCUUCGAGCAAAUUGUCAUCUUCAGUGAACUGCUCAGGAAGGGAUCUCUUACCCCAGGCUACAUGUUCAAAAGGAGCAUCAAGAUGAACUACUUGGUCCUGGAGGAGAACGUGGACAACGACCCCUGCAAGUUUGCACUGAUGAACAGGGAAACUUCGGAGAGGGUCAUUCUGCAAGCCGCCAACGCUGACAUCCAGCAGGCCUGGGUGCAGGACAUCAAUCAAGUCUUAGAAACACAGCGAGACUUCUUAAAUGCACUACAGUCACCCAUUGAGUAUCAGCGGAAGGAGAGGAGCACAGCUGUGAUGAGGCCCCAGCCUGCUAGGGCUCCUCAAGCCAGCCCUAGGCCCUACUCCUCUGUCCCCGUGGGCUCUGAGAAGCCCCCAAAGGGCUCCAGCUAUAACCCCCCUCUGCCACCCCUGAAGAUAUCUACCUCCAAUGGCAAUCCAGGGUUUGACUACCACCAGCCUGGGGACAAGUUUGAGGCCAGCAAGCAGAGUGACCUGGGAGGCUGCAAUGGGACUUCGUCCAUGGCCGUGAUCAAAGAUUACUAUGCACUGAAGGAGAACGAAAUCUGUGUGAGCCAAGGUGAGGUGGUCCAGGUCCUCGCCGUCAACCAGCAGAACAUGUGCCUGGUGUACCAGCCUGCCAGCGACCACUCGCCCGCGGCCGAGGGCUGGGUCCCGGGCAGCAUCCUGGCACCCCUCACCAAAGCCACGGCAGCGGCAGAAAGUAGUGACGGGAGCAUCAAGAAGUCAUGUUCAUGGCAUACUCUACGCAUGAGAAAGCGGGCGGAAGUGGAGAACACGGGUAAAAGUGAAGCCACAGGGUCUCGUAAACCCAAGGAUAUUCUGGGCAACAAAGUCUCUGUUAAAGAGACGAACAGUUCCGAGGAGUCAGAGUGUGAUGAUCUUGACCCUAAUACUAGCAUGGAGAUCUUAAAUCCAAAUUUCAUCCAAGAAGUGGCCCCAGAAUUCCUUGUGCCCUUAGUGGAUGUGACCUGCUUGCUUGGGGACACAGUGACACUGCAGUGCAAAGUCUGUGGGCGACCAAAGCCCACCAUCACCUGGAAGGGUCCAGACCAGAGCAUCCUUGACACUGACAGCAGCUCAGCCACAUACAGCCUGUCCUCCUGUGAUUCCGGGGAGAUCACCCUGAAGAUCUGUAAUCUGAUGCCCCAGGACAGUGGGAUUUAUACCUGCAUCGCAACUAACGACCACGGGACCGCAUCGACGUCCGCUGCGGUUAAAGUGCAAGGUGUUCCGGCAGCCCCUAACCGCCCCAUUGCCCAGGAGAGAAGCUGCACCUCCGUGAUUCUCCGCUGGCUGCCCCCGUCCAGCACAGGAAACUGCACUAUUUCCGGUUACACCGUGGAGUACAGAGAGGAAGGUUCCCAGGCCUGGCAGCAGUCGGUGGCUUCGACCUUGGACACUUACCUUGUCAUUGAAGACCUCAGUCCCGGGAGUCCUUACCAGUUCCGCGUCAGUGCCAGUAACCCCUGGGGGAUCAGCCUUCCCAGUGAGCCCUCGGAGUUUGUGAGACUUCCAGAAUACGAUGCUGCUGCUGAUGGGGCCACCAUUUCCUGGAAGGAAAACUUUGAUUCGGCUUACACUGAGCUGAAUGAAAUCGGAAGAGGCCGUUUCUCCAUCGUAAAGAAGUGCAUUCACAAAGCUACCCGCAAAGAUGUUGCUGUGAAAUUUGUUAGCAAAAAAAUGAAGAAAAAAGAGCAGGCUGCCCACGAGGCUGCCCUGCUCCAGCACCUGCAGCACCCACAGUAUGUCACCCUCCACGACACCUACGAGUCUCCCACGUCCUACAUCCUGAUUCUGGAGCUGAUGGAUGAUGGCCGGCUCUUAGACUACCUUAUGAAUCACGAUGAGCUCAUGGAAGAGAAGGUAGCGUUCUACAUCCGAGACAUCAUGGAGGCCCUGCAGUACCUUCACAACUGCAGGGUUGCUCACUUGGACAUCAAGCCCGAGAACCUGCUCAUUGACCUGCGGAUUCCAGUGCCUCGAGUGAAGCUCAUCGACUUGGAGGAUGCUGUCCAGAUCUCAGGACACUUCCACAUCCACCACCUGCUGGGGAACCCUGAGUUUGCUGCCCCGGAAGUGAUCCAGGGCAUCCCCGUGUCCCUGGGCACUGACAUCUGGAGCAUCGGGGUGCUGACGUAUGUCAUGCUGAGUGGGGUCUCCCCCUUCUUGGAUGAGAGCAAAGAGGAGACGUGUAUCAAUGUAUGCAGGGUGGACUUCAGCUUCCCCCAUGAAUACUUCUGUGGCGUGAGCAAUGCCGCCAGAGAUUUCAUCAAUGUGAUCCUGCAGGAAGACUUCCGGAGGCGGCCCACAGCAGCCACCUGCCUGCAGCACCCGUGGCUGCAGCCCCACAAUGGCAGCUACUCCAAGAUCCCUCUGGACACCUCCCGCCUGGCCUGCUUCAUAGAACGCCGCAAGCACCAGAACGAUGUUCGGCCUAUUCCCAAUGUCAAGAGCUACAUUGUCAGCCGGGUCAACCAAGGGACGUAGCCACUGAGCUUGCGUCCCAGCCCUUGAGGUUUCACAUGGAAGUGCAGUGUGAGCCAAAGCAAGACUGAAUGUGUCUGUAAAUAAUUCUGUUCAUUAUUUCACUCCAUGCAGUUCUCUGGAUUGAGAGAUGGUCCCUCUUAAACCUCGUCAGUGGUUAUUCAGGGUCUGAGCAGCAGUAAAAUCACCCGAGAUCCAGGGCUUUCCAGAAGGUCGUUCACAGGAGAUAAAGGAGAAAGUCACAGAGAGUAUUACAAAGAGGGUCAAGGAUAACAAGAAUAUUAGCUGUCACAAAAUGUUAAUUGUGCAUUCCAAAAUGAGUGGGUAAGUGGGCAAAACUUCAGCUCAUUGUGGUGAGUAUAAAAGGUUUCUGCCUGUGCUGAAAUUUCAAGCAAAAAGUUCUAUUUAACAGAGAUGUCAAGUAUGCCAACCAUUCUGGUUUACAGUACUUACAGUUUCUUAGUAAGAUUCAUAUACACACACAGUAAAACAUAUCCCAUUCAGAUUUCAGAGUUUUAUAAUAGAGAGAUAUAUAUGAAAUCAAUCAAAGUAACUUUUUAGUGCUCCAGUUAAGACAGUAAUUUAUCUGCCGAAGCAUUACAUUGUUUUGACUAAGCACAAUUAGAUGACAAGAUUUUUAGAGCAUUUUAUAAAUCCUGUAUAGAAAUCUUUACCAGAACCUGUGCAUUAAGAGAAAGCGGUUCCCCUUUUGAAAUCUGUGAACAAGUUUUCUCUCAGUCACAGGCACCUGACUAACAUGGGUUCUGUAUAUGAAAUGCUAUUCCCAAAUUCGCUGGCAGCUCAGAGUCAGCCUGGCAGGAGAGCCUGCCAGGAACUAAGUCCAAAUUACAGCAAGAGUUGUGAGCUCUUUUUAUGUCUAUACUUGGUUUGAAGUUAAUAGCGAAUAUAACAGGUUCGCACAAAAGGGCAAACAAAAACCUUUCCUACGGUUCCUUGAACACCUAACAACACUCUCUGCUGUCCUCUACAGCUGUAGAACUCAGUCCUCAGACAGCUGGUCUACUUGAUUUCUAACCCUUGUGGAAGCUAAGGGGUGCUCACCAACAGGAGGCAGCCAUGUAGGCCUUUUAAAGGCCUGGUCUCAAGUCCUUUUUGAAGCCAUGGAACAAAAUCUGCUCCAUCACCCUGAUGGAGCAUUGAAUUUUAACUGCAAUUGCACUGUCUACCACCACCCAGCCAUCAGUAUUUCCCGGCACUAAAAGGACUAGUUGCACUCGGAGGCCAAUGCUGCUUGCUGGUGUACCUUCUCCACACUAGAUGCCUGCUUACUGCCCUUUUUUCUGCUAGUGGAAGGACAGCUAAACCUGAGCAUUUCAUGUUUUUUCUUUCUUUGUUUUAGAAAGCAUUUUUGUUUUUGUGUUUGUCUGUGAUCCACUCUUUGUUUUCUAAAGUGUGUUUUGAAACUUGCGGUUAUGCAAAUAAUAUUUUAAAAACAUAACUCAAGUGUUUGUCUGAGUCAGAUUGAAUGGCAUUGCUACUCUCCUGUGAUAGGAUUGAGAAAAUUGAAAUCACGCAGCACGGAAAUACAAGCAUAGAGUUGAUGAAGGGUAAAUAGAACUACAGACUUAGUUCAAUGAAAAGGAAUUUUGGAAACUGAGCCCGAACUUGCAUAUGUAAAAACACUUAUUUCCGCAGUGGAAAUGUAGAAUUGAAAACACUCAUCAUUCUUUCCCACUGAUUUCAAAGUCAACUUCCUCAUCUACCCUCCAAUUCAUCCCAUCCAAGGUUGUAAGUUAAUAACUUAAUGGAAAGGAUAAGCAAUAAGACUAGAUAGCACUUCAUGUUUUCAGAAUUAACCAAAUAUGUGGAGACUGACUUUGACUAUAUCUGUUUCCUAGUUUUCGAAUGGCCCCGGGGCCAUCAAGGAUCCCUUCCUCAGAGUGCUCUCUUGACAAACCCUCCAUAGUCUUCAUUUAAAAAGAAAUGUAUAUACAAAUGCUAUACGACAUAAUAUUUUAAAAUUUAAAACAAUUUACUAGAAAGUCUUUUAGCAAACAUGUCUUCAUUACAAGACAUUUCAUAAGAAGAAAGCCUGGUCCCCAGGGUGGUGUGCAAUAGAGUGCAGGCCUGAGGGGUCCAGAUCGCCACCUAGUGGUAGGUAUGGCUCAGCAAGCUCCCUUCUGUCGGAGGGGACAGUGACUAAAGAGCCCCCUGCUGAGCCACUUGGAGUGUUUCUGACCAUGCAGGAGGUGAAGCUGAGUUUCUGCUUGGGAAGGGUAGGGCCUAGGACAGUGGUGCAGACGGCACAGGAGAGUGUUAAUGGGAUUGUGUGGUGGGAAGGCAGUUGACAGAAUGUUGGAGCCAAAGCUUUUGUAUCAGCUUUUACAGCAGAGUGGGGAUGAUCCAGAUGGGAGGUUGCACGAAACCCCCACCCCCAGGACACUUGUUGGGGAAGUGAGGGGACAGGAGAAGAAGGACAUAGACAUGAAAAGUAGCAUGAUUUUGUUAACUGGAGCCAAAGUACAAUCAUUAGAGUAGAAUGAAUUUAAUAGGAGCCCAAAGAGAAAGGGCGUAUAUUUUAUAUAGUUUGGUAACUGAAGGAAAACAACAGGGAAGCUCCCUGUCUGCAAAGCUUCUGGUUCCUCCCGACAGGAAAGAGAUAGCAGUUCUGGUUCAAGAAUUCUCCCUGACAAGCUGGAGGUAACAAGGAAUCCCAGAACAGGUCUGGCAAAUGCACUUCAGGUUGCCCUGUGGGCAAACAUGGUGAGAGAUGCAGGCCCAGGGACCCCUUUCUCAUACUUGUUUCAGAAGAGAUAUUUACUCCUUUGUGUUAGAGAAGAGGAGAAAAAAAAGAGACAAGAGUCCACUUCCCCAAUUCCGGUGGUCCUUGACAUCGAAGCUUAAUGAGGAAUUAGUGAAAGUGAACUUCUGGUUGAACUGGGGAAAAUAAGUGUUGGGUAAAUUCACAACUUUCUUGCUUGGCUUAUAUUCACUGCAUAGGUUCUGGGGGGUUUUUUGUUUUCUUUUGUAAAGGUGGGAUGGAGGAAGAAGGGAGAGAUCAGGGACAACCCAUAGUAAUUUUUAAAAGGUAUAAGGAUUUGCUGCAUCUUUUACAAUUGUUUCAAAUUAAAUAGAUUUAUAUCCACUCACAGCUGAAUGUGGGAACAUUUUUGAGAAAAAAAUGGUCAUGUUGGCAGUGUGCUUCGGGUCUCUCACAGCCAUCAACACUCUUGGGGGAGUAGAGGAGGCAGAGAGGCAAAGCCGGCUUCACUGCUUUGUGGCUCACAAAGCUUUAUAACAGUAGUGCCUUUCGGAGGGGAAGAUGGGAGGUAAAGAAGUUCAUUGUGUUUAGACUGACUGAUGUUGCAGCAUUUUUUCUCUAUUUUACAAUAUCUGUUAAAUGAAAACAUCUGAAUAUAAGGUGAGCCUAGGAAUUCUUGAGUUCCAACCUCAGUUAUUCCUAAUUCGUCCUUUCUAACAGAAAGUCUCUGUGUUUUCUGCCCCAAGUGUCCCCAUUGUUAAAAUGGGAGUUAGUGGGAGGGAGGGCGGACAUUCAUUUCGUAGGCGUGUUGGAAGAAUACCUUAAUUGGGAGGUCUAGAUAAUACUUGGACUUUUUAAAAAGUGCUACACACUGCCAGUGCUAAGAAUUUCAUUGACAGGAACUUGAACAUUCCAGGUUUUCAAUAUUCAUGUCUUUAGGUACUCAUUUGCAAACUCAUGAAGUUAAAUUCUACAAAUUGAUUUUAAUUGGAAGUACUAGGUGCUCUUUGUCUAAAUGUUAUUUGGUCUUGGCCUAUAAUUUUGAUCAUUUAAAAGCUUGUCUACAGAAAGAGGUUAGGAGAGCUGAUUGAAGUCUUUAUGUCAAUAAACUGUUUUCACCGGUGUCUCUCGUGGCAGACGCAGAGUAAGAUGCCCUCCAAAGCAACCACUACUCUCUCUUCUCAAGCCUUGUGCCCUGGAAAAUUAGGCAGAGAAGAUCCCAAACAGCCACUUUCCUCACCAGGAGGGCAGAAGUGAGAGUAAAAUACUGUCUGAUCUCACACUCACUAUUUCAGAGUCUCACAGUCAUCUGUUAUCGAAGGGGCAAAUGAAAUGCCCCGGUGUAGAAAUGAAGAACUCUUGGUUUUGGAGGGAAAAACUUUGGAUCCUUUUUAAAAGAGAAUUAGGUUUUUCAGGAGUGUAAUAUUUGCCUCCUCAUAGUCUCCAUGAUUUAGCGCCCGUGAGCUAGUCAUUACUUUUUUCUCACCUCUGUGGAUGAGCAUGGAAAUUUGUGAGAAUGUGAGGGAGCCAAUAUGUUAUACACCAGAUGAUGGUUAUUUCUGUGUAUUAACUAAAACUUUGUCCCGUGUUUGAUAGAGGAGGGGAUAUUUCACACAGAAGGGGUCUCUGAGUAGGGCAAAAGUGCAAAUACCAUUUCUUGCUCAGUUUUGAGGAAUUUUGACCUAUUCCUUUCUCUGCUGUGCGGCAUCUCUGUGGAGUCUGAGCUAGGCAAACACAGUAUGUGAGCUUUCAGUGGAUUAUUUGUAUUAUGGCUUUUCUUAACUAUUUAAAAUCUAGGAAUCACUUGAAAAUGAAUGAGCAAACCUGGGGCAGGGUUAGGAAAGAUAAGGUUUACACAUAUUCCACUAAGAUAAGGGAAGCUACUAUGUUAAUAUUCAUUUUCUAAAAACUCUAAGGCUCUCAUUGUUUCACUAAUUUUAGAGGGUUAAAAAGGGCUGAAAUUUGUCCACAGCACUAGCCACUUAGAAAAUGUUAUUCACGUGAGAAAUCUAUACAGAAAUAGUAGAACACAGAAAUAUCAUAGGCCAUAUUUUCUUCUUCAUUUUAAUAUAUGUAGAAGUUAGAGGAGAAGAAAUUACUCUAAGACAAAUUUUCAUCUUUAAGGGAUAUUUACAGAAAGCCUGAAAUUGAUACUCACAGGCUUGGUGUCCUCCUCUCAGCCUUAUUGCUGGGAGAGUCAAAACUGUUGUCAGAUUUAGCUUCUGUUCGAAUAUUCAAGAUUAACUGUUUAUUUAGAUAACUAUUAUUUUGGAGAGUGAGGAUAGCUGAGAAAAGGGAGGGGUGGGAAAACACACAAGUAAAUUUCUUGAAGUCCCCCCUCCUGAGCUUAAUUUGAGCAAGCUAACCUCCUAGCCCAGGAGGAGCUGGCACAAGAGCUCCACCCAUGCCUGACUUCUGUCAAGAAAUGUAUCCACAUCCAGGAGUAUCAUGUGAACUGUAAUGACCUCACAGACUGUGGUUGUGAAUUUGCAGUUAACAAAUAUACGUCUUCUUUAAACAACUGAAGCCAUAUCUGUCAUCUCUGUGUUUGACUCUUUUUUUUUUUUUUAACCCCGGUGUUUCCCCUCUGUUUCUGCCAAACUUCAGCUUACUCUAUGGGGAAGAGGAGUAAAACUGUAGUUAGGAUGAAUGUGAGGACCAUGAAAAAACUAAACCUCCUCUUCACAGUGAGAUCCUAGCCAGAGAACAGUAGUGAUCAAAAUGCAAACUGUUGGAAAACAUGGAUAUAUGUACAUCUGUACAUGUAUAUAGUGUAUAAUAUGUAUGUAUAUGUUAUUGCUCAUAUGCAGAAAUCUAUCCAUUUGAAGACAGCCCAGGUGGGUCCAUUUUUCUGUUGGAAAACCAUCUGGGCCAUUCAAAACCAUUAGGACCGAUGGGUAGAGUUACUUUCUACUGAAUUAGGAAUCAUUUGCUGUCUUUUGAAGUCCACAAACCCAAAU
This is a messenger RNA of Phyllostomus discolor (pale spear-nosed bat), 14961 nucleotides long. RefSeq names its product kalirin RhoGEF kinase (gene KALRN). Gene Ontology annotation, biological process: axon guidance; protein phosphorylation; intracellular signal transduction. The coding region runs from base 286 to 9282 and encodes 2998 amino acids. The transcript is spliced from 59 exons. Gene Ontology annotation, cellular component: postsynaptic density; cytoplasm. Gene Ontology annotation, molecular function: protein binding; protein kinase activity; guanyl-nucleotide exchange factor activity. Lineage: Eukaryota; Metazoa; Chordata; Mammalia; Chiroptera; Phyllostomidae. The record is from RefSeq and is a predicted model, not a curated record.